AUGGAUUGUGUUUGCACCCCUCAGCUCUCUUUUAUGAUUAAUGGAUCUCUUUAUGGCUUCUUUCAACCUAAAAGGGGUCUCCGUCAAGGUGAUCUUAUGUCUCCACUGUUAUUCGUUAUUGGAAUGGAGUAUCUUUCGCGUAUUUUGAAGAAAGUGGCUAAUCUUACUGGUUUCCAAUUUCAUCAGAGAUGUAAAAGUAUAAAGCUUACACAUUUAUGUUUUGCGGAUGAUUUACUUCUUUUUUGCAAAGGAGACUACAAUUUUUCCAGCUUGCUCUUACAAGGUUUCAAAUUAUUCUCCAAUACUUCAGGGCUUCAACCUAAUAUGGGGAAAUCGGCAGUCUAUGGGGCAGGUUUGGACACUUGCACUCUAACUCGUAUUGAACUAAUUUAUGGUUUUCAAAGAAGCUGUUUUCCUUUUAGAUACCUUGGUUUGAAAAUUUUCUCCAAAAGGUUAUAUCCAACUGAUUGUGAAUGUUUAGUGGACCGAAUGACUAGUAGAAUUAGAACUUGGAGUAGUAGAAAUCUGUCCUAUGCAGGGCGUAUGUGUAGUUGGUGGACUUAUGAAGCCCCUGCUGAUGCUAGUUGGUAUUGGAAAAGAAUAGUGCAGACUAAAGACAAACUAAAGCAGGUUUUUACUGAAUUAGAGUUCCAGACCUUUCAAUACAACAUUGCUGAGAUUUACUCAAAAUUAAGGUCAAAUUCAGGUGGGUUGUGGCCUUAUGCUUUGAUUUGGGAUUCUUUUUGUACUCCAAAACACAGAGUCAUCUCUUGGUUAGCUGUGAGACUCCGGCUUCCAACUAAGGAUAGGCUUUUUCGCAUUGCAGUGGUGAGGUCUAGUACUUGCAUGAUAUGUGAUGAGUUUGAGGAAACUCACUCUUACCUGUUCUUUUCAUGCUGUUACAGUAGGAAGGUUAAGGAUGCAAUAAGCAUUUGGCUGGACUGGAAUAUGAGGAGUCAGGAUUUGAUUGGUUUAGUUAAACGACUCAAGAAGAGGAAAGUGUCUCAAGGAAGAAAGAAAAUUUACAUGAGUGCUAUUGCUGCUUUGGUCUACUUCAUUUGGCAAAGUAGGAAUAGUGUUUUAUGGGAGCAUAAACUCCCUACAGUCCAAGUAAUUGUUCAUAACAUCAAAUAUGCUAUGUGUAAUAGAAUUCAAUUCAUGAGCACAAAAAAAUUCAAUAGAAUAGACAAGGAUUGGGUGGAGUCAUUAUACAAAGAUUGUAAUUAG
Humulus lupulus (European hop) is the source of this 1227-nucleotide messenger RNA. RefSeq lists its product as uncharacterized. The transcript has 2 exons. Bases 1 to 1227 code for a protein of 408 amino acids. NCBI's taxonomy places the organism in Eukaryota, Viridiplantae, Streptophyta, Magnoliopsida, Rosales, Cannabaceae. The record is from RefSeq and is a predicted model, not a curated record.